This is a messenger RNA of Patiria miniata (bat star), 1526 nucleotides long. RefSeq names its product COP9 signalosome complex subunit 1-like. Lineage: Eukaryota; Metazoa; Echinodermata; Asteroidea; Valvatida; Asterinidae. The transcript is spliced from 13 exons. The record is from RefSeq and is a predicted model, not a curated record. The coding region runs from base 4 to 1407 and encodes 467 amino acids. Gene Ontology annotation, molecular function: protein binding. Gene Ontology annotation, cellular component: COP9 signalosome.
UACAUGUAUGGUAUGUUCAUUUCACAGGGUCAGAUAGAGGCUAUGCAGGUGGAUAUGCAACCAGAAGGCAGUGACAGCCCCGAGGAGCUGGCCUACACCGUAGACAAUCCUACACUGGAUUUAGACGGGUACGCAUCCAGUUACUCAGGGCUAGCGAAGAUCAAUCGGUUGCUGUUUGUCGCUGCGCAUUGUCCGUCGCUGAAGAUUGAAGCACUACGGAUCGCUCUAAGCUACACCCAGUCUACCUACAACACACCCAUGUACCAGAUCAUUCAACGCAAGCUCACAGAAGCAGUUUCCAGCACGUCCAUUCUACCAGACGCGGUUGCCGGGGUUGUCCACAACGUGCCACCGUUUGACACCCAGUGGGUUGAAACGACCAAUAAGAAGGCAGCGUUGAAGCUGGAGAAGUUAGACACUGACCUCAAGAACUACAAGAGUAACUCUAUCAAAGAGAGCAUUAGGCGAGGGCAUGACGAUCUAGGCGAUCACUAUCUGGAUCAAGGAGACCUGAGCAGCGCCCUCAAGUGUUACUCUAGAGCCAGGGAUUACUGCACCAGCGCCAAGCACGUUGUCAACAUGUGUCUCAAUGUCAUCAAGGUCAGCAUCCAUCUUCAGAACUGGUCCCACGUGCUCAGCUACGUCAACAAGGCUGAAGCAACUCCUGAGAUAUCCGAGGGACACCGAGAUUCUAAGGAUAAUCUGACUGUCGUCACCAAGCUGAAGUGCUCUGCUGGUCUAGCGGAGCUCGCUAUGAAGAAAUACAAGCCAGCCGCCAAGUACUUCCUACAGGCUGUCUUUGAUCACUGUGACUUCCCCGAUUUGCUGUCGGCCAACAAUGUAGCUAUGUAUGGAGGUCUGUGUGCUCUGGCGUCGUUUGACAGGCAAGAGCUGCAGAAGAACGUCAUCUCCAGUAGUUCCUUCAAGUUGUUUCUGGAGUUGGAGCCACAGCUCCGUGACAUCAUCUUCAUGUUUUACGAGUCCAAGUACGCGUCCUGCCUGAAACUCCUGGACGAAAUCAAAGACAACCUGCUGCUUGACAUGUACCUGGCACCGCACGUCAACACGCUGUACUCACAGAUCAGAAACAGAGCUUUGAUUCAGUAUUUCAGUCCGUACGUAUCGGCGGACCUAUUGAAGAUGGCAGCCUCGUUCAACACCACCGUGUCAGAGCUUGAGGAUGAGCUAAUGCAGCUGAUACUGGACGAUCAAAUCAACGCCAGAAUCGACUCACACAACAAGAUUCUUUAUGCAAGGGACGUGGACCAGAGGAGUUCAACAUUUGAAAAGUCUUUGGCGAUGGGCCUGGCAUUCCAGAGACGAACAAAGGCUUUAAUACUGAGGUCAGCCAUGUUGAAGAACGAUAUCAUCGUCAAGAUUCAGCCCCAAGGGCAGGCACAGCCUUGAAAUCUGAGUAAAAACAGAAAAGCCUACCAAGGGAUGGCUGUAACGCAGCAGACAGCAUGGUGGGGAUCAGCACUGGCACUCCUACUUGACAGACUGACUGGUCCACGGACGUCACAGAG